CAGUCGCCUCCAGAAGGCUGUUCAGCAUUUGACGCCCAUCAACAUCUGUUCCAUCGCAUUGUAUUUCUCCAGCCCAAUCCUGCGCGCCCGCAGCACUACCGCUGUUUUGCUUUCCCACAAAGCAUGCGCCCUCGCAUCGAUCCGAGAAGAUUCACCAUAGCCGCAGUGGUUUGCUACGUCGUAACACAAGCUACACCAAAAGCGUUCAGCUCCACGGCGCAUCUCGAUUCAAGAUGGCGGCCCCAAAGAUGACCAAGAACCAGAUGCGGAGGGCGAAGAAGAAGGAGCAGAAGAAGGCUCAGACAGAGGUCGCGUCAAACACUCCAGAGGUCAAAGACGACGAGAAGAAGCCCGAGGAGACCGAGGCAACACAAGAAACAAAUGGCAACGACCUCGAGGUUAAGAACGAGUCCGAGACCAACGCCAAGGUCGAAGCCGACGGCCCUGCUGAUGAUGAGUUCAACUUUGACGAUGAGAGGUUUGCCGCAUUCAAGGAUAUCUUUUCAAAAUUCGGCGUCGCGAUAGACGAGGACGAAGUUUCAAAGGAGGCCAACGCGGGCAACACAGGCGAGGUAAUAUGGGACGAGGAUGAUAUUCCCAGCGAGGACGAGGAGGCAUCAGGACAGACGAAGCUCUCCAAGAAGAAGAGAAAGCAACUCAACAAGCUCUCUAUUGCGGAACUGAAGGCUUUGGUCAAGAUACCCGAUGUUGUCGAGUGGCAGGACACCUCAUCCACAGAUCCCCGCCUUCUGGUGCAGAUCAAGGCGCAAAGAAACGUGGUACCCGUCCCUGGCCACUGGGCGCUCAAGAGGGAGUACCUUUCCUCGAAGCGAGGUAUCGAGAAGCCGCCAUUCCGGUUACCAAAGUUUAUCGCCGAGACGGGCAUCACGGAAAUGCGUGAUGCUGUUCUCGAAAAGCAAGAACAGCAAUCUCUGAAGCAAAAACAACGUGAGCGUGUCGCUCCCAAGAUGGGCAAACUGGACAUCGACUACCAGAAGCUCUACGAUGCGUUCUUCCGCUUCCAGACCAAGCCGGAGCUCACGCGGUUCGGCGAGGUGUACUACGAGGGCAAGGAGAGCGAAGUUGAUUUCCAGCACUUCCGGCCAGGGGACCUGACCGAGGCCACAAAGGAGGCCUUGGGUAUGCCGCCAGGCGCACCUCCACCAUGGCUCAUUAACCAACAACGAUUCGGCCCCCCUCCUUCAUAUCCCACUCUCAAGAUCCCAGGACUCAACGCCCCGCCGCCGCCAGGCGGUUCGUGGGGUUUUCAUCCUGGUGGCUGGGGCAAGCCCCCCGUCGACGAAUUCAACCGCCCCUUGUACGGAGGUGACGUUUUCGGUCUCACAAACCAGGCUGGCGCUCAAAUCGCACCACCCGUCGCCGCGCCCCUGGCCACCGGCGAGCCCGUCGAGAAGACUCUCUGGGGUGAGCUACAACCCCGCGACGAGGAGUCUGAAGAGGAAGACUCGGAAGAAGAAUCCGACGAGGAGGAGGAGGAAGACGAGGACGGCCCCGGCGGUGGCCUCGCCUCGCCGAGCGGCAUCGAGACCUCGGGCGGCAUGGUCUCGUCCGUGCCGACGGAUUACCCGGGCCACGGCGUCGAGACCUCGGUGGCGGGCGAGAUGGACCUCCGCAAGCAGCGCCGCGGCUUCGACACGGAGGAGAGCUCGCACCCGCGCUCGGCGUACCAGGUCAUCCCCGAGCGGCAGCAGCGCACCGAGGGCUUCUUUGGCAGCGACAGGGUGUACGACCUCAACCAGCAGCAAAAGGCGAGCAACAUGCCCGUGCUGGGCCAGGAGGACGACAGCCGCAAGCGCAAGAAGCCCGGUGACGUGGACGUCGCGCUCGACCCGGACGCGCUGCUCAACAACGACGGCAUCAGCAAGGACGAGGUGCGGCGGCGGUUCGAGGAGGGCAAGCGCGAGGAAGGGUUAGGUGCCAAGUGGGCGUACGAGGAGGACCUGUCCGAGAUGAUUGCGCAGGAGUCGCGCAAGAGGCAAAAGGUGGACGAGAAGCGCAACGACGAGAAGAAGAAGCAGAGCAAGUACAGGUUCUAAGUGACUUGGAUGCUUGGUGGCUGGCUGAAUUCUCUUGGAGAAGAAAAAUGAGAGAGAGAGAGAGAGAGAGAGAGAAAUGUAAUGGUAUCCUUGAAUGGUUUUUAUGUUGCAAUAGGGGCACCGGCGC
This is a messenger RNA of Colletotrichum scovillei, 2184 nucleotides long. RefSeq lists its product as uncharacterized. The transcript is spliced from 2 exons. The record is from RefSeq and is a predicted model, not a curated record. Lineage: Eukaryota; Fungi; Ascomycota; Sordariomycetes; Glomerellales; Glomerellaceae. Bases 234 to 2057 code for a protein of 607 amino acids. Gene Ontology annotation, cellular component: U2 snRNP; precatalytic spliceosome; catalytic step 2 spliceosome. Gene Ontology annotation, biological process: mRNA splicing, via spliceosome.